Corylus avellana is the source of this 2177-nucleotide messenger RNA. Its product is annotated as plant/protein (DUF668). NCBI's taxonomy places the organism in Eukaryota, Viridiplantae, Streptophyta, Magnoliopsida, Fagales, Betulaceae. The record is from RefSeq and is a predicted model, not a curated record. Gene Ontology annotation, biological process: positive regulation of growth.
UCGUACUUUGAGAGACCCCCGGACACCUUCCUUUCAAAUACCCCGAGAGCUUCCCCUUUUUGAAAAUUAUCAUCGUCAUUUCUUUCACCGCUCUCUGCUCCCAAAUGAGAGCUUCUCACAAACACUGCUCCUACUGAUUUCCACAACCUUCUUUUUCACUUUGUCUCGAUUACGCACUCCCUCUCUUUACCCCACGCCUACUCGAAUGCGCCGCACUGCUUCACUGCACGCCAUUGCUGUUUAUGUAUAAAACAGAUCUGGGUUUUUUCUUGGUUGGUCUUAGAAAGAGAGAGAAAUGGUUGCGGAGCCUUGGAUUGUGAAGAUGGGCAGCCAGGUGAGCACCAAUCUCAAGCACGCGCUGCUUCUCGAAGUUCCCAAGAAGAAGAGCCCCAAGACCCACCAACCCCCGAAGCAAGCCAUAGGCAUUCUCUCCUUCGAGGUCGCCACCGUGAUGUCCAAGACCGUUCACCUCCACAAGUCGCUCACCGACUCCGAGAUCUCCAAGCUCAACACCGAGAUCUUGAAAUCGGAGGGGGUGCUCAACCUGGUGUCCUCCGACGAGACCCUCCUUCGGGAGCUUGCCCUGGCGGAGAAGCUCGACGAGCUGAACCGCGUCGCCGCCGUGGUGUCCCGUCUGGGAAAGAAGUGCUCCGAGCCGGCCUUGCAGGGGUUCGAGCACGUCUACGGUGACGUUGUGAGUGGGGUUAUUGACGUGAGGGAAUUGGGGUUUUUGGUGAGGGAUAUGGAGGGAAUGGUGAAGAAGAUGGAGAGGCUUGUGAACGCGACGGCGAGUUUGUACAGCGAAAUGGAGGUGCUGAACGAGCUGGAGCAGGCGACCAAGAAGUUCCAGAACAACCAGCACGAGGAGAGCAAGAGGGCGUUCGAGCAGAAGCUUAUUUGGCAGAGGCAGGACGUGAGGCAUCUCAAGGAGGUCUCGCUUUGGAACCAGAUAUACGAUAAGGUUGUGGAGCUCUUGGCCAGGUCAGUCUGCACAAUCUACGCUAGGAUUUGGGCCGUGUUUGGUGACACUUCAACGAACAUAAAGAAGAAUCAAUGUGGAGUUCAGACGGGUUCGGGUUCGGAGCCGUUGAAACGUAGUAGGAGUAGUUCGUUGGAGAAGAAAAGGGUGCCGAGCUUUAAGUCUCAGUUUGAUUCGCGGAAGGGUGAGAUGGCGCCGUUUCGGCCAGAAGAUUUGAAUUUCCCGUGUGGGGCGAGCCCCGGGAGGUUUUUCACGGAUUGCCUUAGUUUAAGCAGCUCGGUUUCCAGGUUUCAGGACGAUGACGAAGAUGUUGAUCAUGAGGACCGUAGUAACCAAGUUUCUGGGAAUGUUAGUUUGAAAAGAGAGCACCUUAAUCACUCUAAUUAUUGUGUUAAUCGGUCCCAGAUUGGUGGUUUGUUUAGUGGGGAUCAGAGACAGUCCAAGUCGAGUGUGAUACAAGGCGCUCGGUUCGGCCCCAAGAACCGCUUGACGGUCUAUGCUCCUCCGACCACCGUGGGAGGCUCUGCUUUGGCCUUGCAUUAUGCGAAUGUUAUAAUUGUUAUAGAGAAGUUGCUUCGCUACCCGCAUCUCGUGGGUGAGGAAGCCAGGGACGAUUUGUAUCAGAUGUUACCCACGAGCUUAAGAAUGUCUCUGAAGACUAAUCUCAAGUCCUAUAUAAAAAAUUUGGCAAUAUAUGAUGCCCCUCUUGCGCAUGAUUGGAAGGAGACUCUUGAUGGGAUUCUUAGGUGGCUUGCGCCACUUGCACAUAACAUGAUCAGGUGGCAAAGUGAGCGGAAUUUCGAGCAGCAUCAAAUUGUUACGCGGACGAAUGUUCUGCUGCUUCAGACGCUGUAUUUCGCCGACAGGGAAAAGACAGAGGCGGCUAUAUGUGAGCUUCUUGUGGGGUUGAAUUACAUAUGCCGCUACGAGCAUCAGCAGAAUGCGUUGUUGGACUGUGCCAGCAGUUUCGAUUUUGAGGACUGCAUGGAUUGGCAAUUGCAAUGUGGAGCUGCUUAUAUUCAUUGAUAAAAUUGCUGGGAUUUGAACACGUGAAGUGGGUGGUAGAGCAUUUUUCUUGGUUCUCGAUACUUAUGAAGAUACAGAUGAUAGUUCAACAGGAUGUGAAUACCUGAGCUUUGCACUCUGAAGACCUUUAAUUGUUGAAGGCUCUGAGUUUACUAAUGUAGCAUGUCGUAAG